GAAGCUGACACGAUGCGCUUUAUCGCGAGCAACACCAGUAUUCCCGUUCCCACUGUCUUUAGGCACUGGAGCGUCUCACCUCGGGAUGAUGCGAUCCUCAUGGAGUGGCUUGACGACACGUAUACCCUCCAAGACCGAUGGACAUUCUUGACUGAGGAGGACAAGCUAAAAAUCGCUCGACAAAUUAGAGCUUCUGUGGAUCAACUCAGGGGACUGCGUCAGCCUGACACUAUUCAAGGCAUGAUCUGCCCCAUUGACCCCUCACAAAAAGUGUACGAUGAGCGAGUCAAAGGUCAACCUUGCGGGCCUUUUGAGUCGGAACGCGCUUUCAAUGAAUACCGGCUCAGUCUAUUGGAUCACUUUCUGUGGGAACCAGGAGCUCAGAAAGACAUUGAGAACAUCAGGACCCACGUCAGGGAGGACCACCGUAUCGUGUUUACGCAUGGUGACAUUGGCAAGCGUAAUAUCUUGGUCGACGAGCACAACAGUGUAGUCGCCAUUAUUGACUGGGAGAUGGCUGGCUGGAUGCCUGAAUAUUGGGAGUGGAUCAAG
Gloeophyllum trabeum ATCC 11539 is the source of this 552-nucleotide messenger RNA. RefSeq names its product kinase-like protein. The record is from RefSeq and is a predicted model, not a curated record. NCBI's taxonomy places the organism in Eukaryota, Fungi, Basidiomycota, Agaricomycetes, Gloeophyllales, Gloeophyllaceae. The annotation marks the transcript as partial. The transcript has a single exon.